Osmerus eperlanus (European smelt) is the source of this 3043-nucleotide messenger RNA. It is a transcript of the gene ttyh1, whose product is annotated as tweety family member 1. Gene Ontology annotation, cellular component: smooth endoplasmic reticulum membrane; plasma membrane. The record is from RefSeq and is a predicted model, not a curated record. NCBI's taxonomy places the organism in Eukaryota, Metazoa, Chordata, Actinopteri, Osmeriformes, Osmeridae. The transcript is spliced from 15 exons. The coding region runs from base 272 to 2038 and encodes 588 amino acids. Gene Ontology annotation, molecular function: intracellularly calcium-gated chloride channel activity; volume-sensitive chloride channel activity.
AAAAGAAACAGGCUGUAAUUGUUUUUUUUACCCCCACACACACACACAUUUUGGGCACAUGACUGCAACCCUUUUUUCAGGAUGGGUUUAUUUCGAGAGCAUCCAGAGCUGAUGGGUGAUUGAACAUAUCAGUGAGAAGGUAAAUAUUUGCCGGAAACCAGAGAAGAACCGAGAGCGGGAGAGCCUUCCCUCCGUACACGAGUCAAAGGUCAUUCUGACCCUGCUUCUCGCCUUCCAACAGGGUGGAGGAGGGGGUGCUUGGCUGUAGAGUAUGGCUGCCAUGGCGACGGUUCCCAGCUACACCCCGUCGCUGUGGGUGAGGGUGUGCCACGCCCUUCCCCGCCUGGACCUCACCAUGCAGAUGAGAGACAGCGCCUUCGUACCUGACAGCUGGGAGUACCAGCAGACCCUGCUGGUUCUGUCCAGCCUUUCUGCCAUCGCUCUCGUCCUCUCCCUCCUCGUCAUCCUCUCCUUCCUCAUACACUACUGCUGCUGUCACCGCGGCGACCGGAACGAGGGCUCGGAGGAGGAGGAAGAGGACGAAGAUGGCAGCACGGGCCAUGGAUAUGGCGGGCGGAAGGGGCGGGGCAUCUGCUGCGUCACCUGGGUGUCGGUGGCGGCCGUCACACUGUGCUGUGUUGCCAUAGGCGUUGGUUUCUACGGCAACAGCGAGGCUAAUGAUGGGAUGUAUCAGUUGACCUCGUCUCUUCUCACAGCCAAUUACACGCUAGCUUCCAUCGAUCUGUUGGUUUCAGACACCAUCACUGGGCUGCAGCUCUCCGUCUCCGGGCCCCUGACCUCCAUGGAGGAGCUGUUCACGGGCAGCAAGCCCUUCCUGACCUCCACGCGGAACUGCCGGAGGCUGUCGGAGAACGUGGUGAGCCUGCUGUCCUCCCUGGCGCUGGCCCGGGGCGGGGACGGGGGGCUGUGGAACGGCAGCAGCAGCGGAGCCCCCAUCGCGGCCCUCACUCCCGCGCCCCCCUCGGUGGCCCCCACCACGGCCCCCGCUGGAGGGGUGAUGCCCACCCCCUUCUCUCCCGGCUGGGCCGCCAACACACUGGUGGUCAACGAGGACUACAGGUGGCUGUCGUAUGUGUUGCUGCUGCUGCUGGACCUGAUUGUGUGUCUCUUCAUCCUCUUGGGGCUGGCCAAGCAGGCUCGCUGGCUCCUCAUCCUGAUGACGGUGCUGGCUUGGCUGGCUCUGUUCCUGAGCUGGGGGUCUCUGGGCCUGGAGACGGCCUCUGUGGUGGCUCUAAGUGACUUCUGUUCAGAUCCAAAUACGUUUGUCCUCAACUCCACCCACUUCAACUCUGGAACCAACCCAGACGUACUGGACUACUACCUGACCUGCAGCCGACGCAUGAACAGCCCAUUCCAGCAGUUGCUGACGCAGUCCCAGAGGGCGCUAUCCAGCAUCCACACUCACCUAGCCAGCCUGGACAGAAACGCGCUCCCACAGUUCCCCAAAGCAGAGAAAUCACUGCGAGAGGUUCAGCAGAUUCUCAACUCGACAGAGGGCAACUUCCACCAGCUGGUGGCGCUACUCAACUGUCGCGGUCUGAACAAGGACUACAUAGACUCGCUGAAAGGCCUGUGCUACGAUGGCAUGGAGGGAUUACUCUAUCUCUCCCUCUACUCCUUCCUGUCGGCUCUGGCUUUAACCGCUAUCCUCUGUUCCCUGCCCGGUGCUUGGAGAAGCUUUCACAGUGAUUCCGAGGAGUACGAAGAUUCCGACAGCGAGAGCGAGGACCCCUUCACUUCCCAUCAGGCACGUAGACAGACGGCCGCGGGGUCCCAGCGAGGGGCCUUGCCCCCCUUCUAUAAUUACCCAGGGGCCGGCUGGACACCCCCCUUUUCUAGUGCGCCGCCUCUCCAGACUCCAAACGUUUCCUCCAAUGGCAACCCUGGCUAUGAGAGCCUGCCCUUGGCAGACAGGCAGUCCCCACCCCCUUCUUACUCUCCUAGCAUGCUGACUGGUUACGGGGGGAAUCAAUCACACCCCAACCCUGCACACUCAAGAAACCUGUAUUCACGUUGACUCUUUUUUUUAUGUUAGAUUAUGUAUAGAAAAUGUUUAGUUUUAUUAUGAACGGACACUUUACUGAGAUGAAAAAAAACAACUAACGAAAAAUAAAUCGAAUGCUAGAUGUGAAUUAAAGGUAACGUCAGUACCAGGGAGUGUUAUGAAUUAGAAGCACUUAAAAUAAACAGGAUUGAAUUGACUGUUGUAGUAACUCACUGUACGCUAAUGCCAGAUAGGUAGCAUGGUUAUGAAGAACUCUGAACCAGGUUCACUCAGUCAAAGUUACCCCUUCCUGUCCCCCCCCCCCCACCCCCCCAUCUGUCCAGAGUCUUUGUGAACUGUUGUGAGACAAGCCAAAUGGUAUUGACGUUACAUUGUAGUUUUAUAUUUUCAAAAUGUAUCAGUAUCACCACUUUAUUUUCAAGUUUUUAUAUCUAAAUAUUGUGGUAGAAAAGCACCAGCACGUAGCAAGGAGACGUAUAUUCAGUGAAUGAAUAUGAAGUUUACUCACUUGAUAUUCACUUUUAUUUCUUUUUACUUUUUUAUAGGUGGCAAUUCUGUAUUUCCUUCGUAUUACCUUCAGAUACUAUUAUGUACAUUUUGCUGUUGAUAAGAUCUGAUUAAUCACAAACCUUUGGUCUUAAACCAACACCCAAGAGGGCUGUGAUGACCCUCCUUUAAGGCUGAGGGGAGAACUACAACUACCAACCAGCCUUGAGUGGUUAGAACUACAAUUCCCAUGCAAUGACAGCAGGUACAUAGCAAUACAGCUCCUGCUACUGGUGCUUCAGUAGCCUUACCGUGAAUAGCAAUAAUGACUAUGUAUAGCAGUGGGUUUCUGAGCUCUCUAUAGGAUGUUAUGUAUAUAUAAAUGGUAUGUCUGAGAUUUCAAUGGGCCCCUUUCAUGCCUUGACCUUGUUAACCCUUGACUUAAGUUUGUAUGGUCAAUGCUCCUUUUGAAUGGCAUCCUUUUUCACUCCAGAGUCUAAUAUAAUUAAAAUAACAGCUACAAUAAACCCA